Molecule: messenger RNA, 1460 nt
Organism: Cloeon dipterum
Lineage: Eukaryota; Metazoa; Arthropoda; Insecta; Ephemeroptera; Baetidae
Product: eukaryotic initiation factor 4A-III
Exons: 7
Coding region: 41-1258 (405 amino acids)
Cellular component (GO): catalytic step 2 spliceosome; nucleolus
Molecular function (GO): mRNA binding; ATP binding; RNA helicase activity
Source: RefSeq, a predicted model, not a curated record
UCAUUUCAGUUGACGUCACAAGCCUAGUAUCAACACAAAAAUGGCAUCCUCGUCGACAAAUAUCAAACGGACCAUCCUCAACGAGGAUUUGUCGAAUGUGGAGUUUGAAACCAGCGAAGAUGUUGAAGUUAUCCCGACCUUCGACAGUAUGGGUCUUCGGGAGGAGCUUUUACGCGGCAUCUACGCGUACGGCUUCGAGAAGCCCUCGGCUAUCCAGCAGAGAAGCAUCAAACCCAUUGUGAAGGGCCGAGAUGUGAUUGCCCAAGCGCAGUCUGGUACCGGCAAAACAGCCACUUUCUCCAUUUCUAUUCUGCAAAGUCUGGACACUCAGCUGCGAGAAACUCAAGUGCUGUGUUUGUCGCCCACGAGAGAGUUGGCCGUGCAGAUCCAAAAGGUCAUCCUGGCCCUUGGUGAUUACAUGAACGUGCAAUGCCACGCCUGUAUUGGAGGCACCAACCUCGGAGAAGACAUCAGGAAGCUCGAUUACGGACAGCACGUCGUGUCCGGCACCCCUGGCAGAGUUUUCGACAUGAUUCGACGUCGAACACUGAGGACGCGUUCCAUCAAAAUGCUGGUGCUGGAUGAGGCUGACGAAAUGCUUAACAAGGGAUUCAAGGAGCAGAUCUACGACGUCUACAGGUACCUCCCACCUGCGACUCAAGUUGUGCUCAUCUCUGCCACCCUUCCUCACGAAAUUCUUGAGAUGACCAGCAAGUUCAUGACUGACCCCAUCCGCAUUUUGGUCAAACGCGAUGAGUUGACACUGGAAGGAAUCAAGCAGUUCUUCGUUGCUGUUGAACGCGAAGAGUGGAAGUUUGACACACUCUGCGAUCUCUAUGACACCUUAACCAUUACUCAGGCAGUCAUUUUCUGCAAUACAAAGAGGAAGGUUGACUGGCUGACAGAAAAAAUGCGAGAAGCGAAUUUCACCGUCAGCUCCAUGCACGGUGACAUGCCUCAAAAGGAGCGAGACAGCAUCAUGAAGGAGUUCCGAUCAGGCACUAGCCGUGUCCUCAUCACCACAGACGUGUGGGCCAGAGGUAUCGAUGUCCAGCAAGUUUCCCUGGUCAUCAACUAUGACUUGCCCAACAACCGUGAAUUGUACAUUCACAGAAUUGGCCGAUCAGGUCGUUUUGGACGCAAGGGUGUUGCCAUUAACUUUGUGAAGACAGAUGACAUUCGUAUCUUGAGAGACAUUGAACAGUACUACUCCACACAGAUCGAUGAAAUGCCAAUGAACGUUGCUGAUUUGAUCUAAUUUUGCAACACAAAAAGCAUAGGGAAGAAUUCACAAACAGUGUCAAUGGACUCAUACGUUUAGUUUUUCCUAACAGACAGCAGGUAGAUCUGCUUAAAUUUUAAACUGUAAGAUCCUCUAUGGUGUAAUUAUAUUGUCUUCAAGUUGUGUAACAAAAAUUUGCAAGAAAAAUAAAAAAGUAAUUUCAAUUACUAGCUAAUAA